AUAUUAUGGAUAUAAGAUCAGCUAUAUGCAAUCUUGUAAUGACUGUUUCGAACUUCAUUAUAGAACCAAAACUUAAGACUUAACUUGAUUAACUUUAUAAUCUUGCCUCCAAACCCAAUUCCAAUCUUGAUGACAUAUUCACAUUCAUGAAUAACAUCAGCAAAUCCACAAAUAUUCAUUAAAGAGUCUAAUCAUAGCCUUUCUAACUUAAUUCUCCUAAACCAUCUAAUAAAGUAUAAACACAGUCUGGUGCUAGUGUUUCUGCAUUUUCUGGUGGAAUCAACAACAAAAUUACAAAUUUUGGAAAUCAAUUAAAUUAUGCUAGUCCAAGUAAGACUUAUAGAGAAGAUAAAAUUCAUAAAAAUUAUUCAGAUAGAUAAAUUUGUCUAACUAGUGAAACAUUAACAUAAACUCCUAAAAAUUAAACUGAUUUCAAGCUAACUAUAGACUUACCAUCCAAAAUUAAAUUGUAAUCUAAAAUUCAUACUCAUCAUCCUACAGUUCCAGCUAUCUAAGAUCUUUUUUAAUAGUCUUAAAAAGAAAUCAAUAUACCAAAAAAUUAUACUUAAAAAAUUCAUACCUAAAUUAAUUUUAAUUAAUAAUUAGAAUAAUAAUUAGUAAUAAAAUAGUAUAAUCAGAAUAAUAAUAAAAUCUCCCAUCGAUUAUUAGUAAACUUAGAUUAAUGUAUCAAGGAAAUGAGUACAAAUACAUUUAAAUUGAUACUAACAAAUGAAAAAACAUCUGAAAUAGAAACUUGCACAUCUAUUCAUCACAAUAGUUAAUUAGAAAAUUCAAUUACAAUAAAUUAGAGAAAAUAAUAUAAUGUAAAAUUAUUGCCAUAUUAUAUAGCCAUUGUAAAAAGGAAUUCAUUAGAAGAUGACUGAUAAAGAUCUAUUUUAUAUUUAAUAAAAUUUUUUGAUGAAAAAAUUAAUUGUUAAAGCAAAAUAAUAAGUUGAAAAAAGUUCUCCUUUGAAUCCAAGUUUAGAUAUAUUUUUAAAAUGA
Paramecium sonneborni is the source of this 1002-nucleotide messenger RNA. Lineage: Eukaryota; Ciliophora; Oligohymenophorea; Peniculida; Parameciidae. The record is from the annotation of a GenBank genome assembly.